AUGACUUCUAUUCCUACCUCCAAAGGGACCCAGAACAUUGCAAUCGCUGUCUUUUUGUUGGCAUGUUUUGCUGCAAUAUUCUGCGUGUACUAUAAACCAACUACAAGCUGGUUGAAAUGUCCUGUUGCUCAAAUCCAUAAAGAUAACAUCAGUGCAGAAAUGUGCUUCAGUGCUCUUAAGAUACAGAACUACAUUUAUGUAGACAACAACUGCACUGUCACCUUGGACACAAAAAGGAUUCAACAACUACACAACAAUAUCAUAACAACUACACCAACAACCAAUACAACAACAACAACAAUGCCCAAACCUCUGACUACAGCAAUGAAAGAUCCAGAGAUUAUUAUAUUAAUCUGGAUGUGGCCUUUUGGUGGUUCUUUUAACCUGAGCCCCUGUACAAACUACAACAUUGAAGGCUGCCGACUAACAGCUGACAAAAGUCUGUAUAACCAAGCUCACGGUGUUAUGUUUCAUCACAGAGACAUUCGUGGAGAUUUAUCCAAUAUGCCAAAAGAACCACGACCAGCCUUCCAGAAAUGGGUUUGGUGGAAUAUGGAGUCUCCAACCAAUUCAGGGAAAUAUCCUGGGCUAAAUAAUCUGUUCAAUUUGACUUCAAGUUACCGCCGAGAUUCUGACGUUCCAGUAACCUACGGUUCAUUGGUAGAGGCCACGGAUGAGGAAAAAAAUUACACAAUACCACACAAGGAUAAAUUAGUCUGUUGGAUAGUAAGCAACUACAAUGCAAACUAUAAACGAUCAAAAUACUUUAAUGAGUUAUCGAAGUAUAUUACAAUAGAAGCCUACGGUAGACACUUUAACAGACACAUUAGUAAGGAAGAAUACGCAAAAACGAUGGCUAGUUGUAAAUUCUACCUUUCAUUUGAGAAUUCCAUUCAUAAAGACUACAUGACCGAAAAGUUGUACAGCCCUCUCUUCUAUGGCACGGUUCCUGUGGUUCUUGGCCCGUCUAGAGAGAACUACGAGCAGUUUGUCCCAAGUGGAGCAUUUAUUCAUGUUGAUGAUUUCCCUUCCCCGAAAGAAUUGGCAGAGUUUCUGAAACACCUGGACCAAAAUGAAGACCUCUACAAACACUACUUUACAUGGAGAGAAAAUUUUGUUGUAAAGGGCGGCCAAUUUGGUCGUGAUCAUGCCUGUCAGUCUUGUGAACAUAUUCGAAGGUUUAAGAACUACAGAGUAGUGAACAAUCUUAACAGCUGGUAUUUUGUUUGAGGAUAGGAGAGAACGGGGAAUGUGGGAAAGCAAUUUUCUCAGUGCCAUGACUACAUUUGCAUUCCAAGCUAUGACGGCACUUCAGCACACAACCUUUGACGGAGAAGCCAAAUAUCACGAUUUUGCCAUCAUUUACCACGGUUAGGUCCAGAAAGCUAUUUAUUGAGCACUGAAAGCUUUACUUUUUCUAAUUGCAAGUUGCGUUUGUCAUAUUAAUGAUCCAAUCUACAGGUUUUUAAGUGCAGUAACACAUAAGGGCUUUCCAAACUUAAAAAAAAAUAAACCCUAUGUGAACGGAAUCCUGGUUUAUCAAUUUCGCACUGUGCAUUCCUAAGCCCUGGGUUAACAUUUUCAUUCGCAUAUUUGUGGUAUCAACAGUCAUGAUUGCAGUGGCGGCUCAUGAGGGGGCACUUAUUCAUAGUGAUGGGACGAGAAUGCCCAUGCCGAGUCAAGACAGAGUCUUUGGAGGGUCGAGUCCGAGUCGAGACAGAGUCCUUUAGAAUCGAGACCGAGUCGAGACCAAGACCAUAAAAACAUGUCAGUUUUCAUAUUCAUGAUCUAAUAUCACCCCAAUUAAUUAAUCAAUAGUUAGGCCUACAGACUAAGCUAGAUUGGGAAUUGUUUAGAGGAGCAGUCUUAACGUCUUAAUAUGGACUAUGCUUUUACUAUCAUUAAAAAAAUCCCUACCACUUGCAUCAUCUUCUAGAGAUAAAUAAACGGCUCUGAUGGCAGUAUCUUUGCAUUGCACCAUGGGAUGUCAUUUUCAAAUAAUGCCCGUCAACAUUGCAUUUUAUUAUUAUUGUUAUGUGUUGUGUGAUUUUUUUAUAUGAACAUAAAAAAAUGUGUUGGUCUCGAGGACUCGGUCUGAAAUUACGAGUCCUUCUCCUCUCACUGUGGUCCGAGACCGAGUCAAGACCGAGCCUUUGAAGGAACAAGUCCGAGACGAGUCCAAGAAAACAGAAAUCGGUUUUGAGACCGGUCUCGACUCGAGUACUACAUCACUACUAAUUUAAAAAAAAAGUAAAUAAAAAGAGUGUCAUGUGUGUUGUUUGCAUUUUCAAAAUAUGUGUUUGUUGCGUCAUGUGAACCAUGUGCAUCACGUGUUUUGUCAAAAUGCACGCAAGACACUCCCUUAACAGUAAACUCUGAUUACGCAUGAGAUUAUGCUAGGAUUUGGCAAACGCGAGCGUCUCUUUUAUCAUAAACCCUUUAGAAGUGUCUGCAGCAGGCACUUAUUUUGACAAGACACGUGAUGAACACACAAUCUUUUGAAGCGCAGAACACAUAUUUUGAAAAAAGGAACCACACACAUGAUGGGCUACAUACAUGUUGUGACGAACUUCGCAUCGAGCGCCCUCGAAAAAUAAGUCACCGGCCGCCACUGCAUGAUUGAAUAAAAAGCAAUGUCAAUCUGACUGUAUUAAAAUAGCGUGCUGUCACUUUAAAUAGCCGCUUGUCUCGGAAACGUAAAUCACUCUUGGAUGUUUUAAGUCUCCUGGGAUGUCAUUUUUACUCCAG
Molecule: messenger RNA, 2748 nt
Organism: Paramisgurnus dabryanus
Lineage: Eukaryota; Metazoa; Chordata; Actinopteri; Cypriniformes; Cobitidae
Product: 4-galactosyl-N-acetylglucosaminide 3-alpha-L-fucosyltransferase 9-like
Cellular component (GO): membrane
Molecular function (GO): alpha-(1->3)-fucosyltransferase activity
Source: RefSeq, a predicted model, not a curated record